Messenger RNA from Prinia subflava (tawny-flanked prinia), 825 nucleotides. RefSeq names its product putative hydro-lyase KRH_21160. The coding region runs from base 1 to 825 and encodes 274 amino acids. Lineage: Eukaryota; Metazoa; Chordata; Aves; Passeriformes; Cisticolidae. The record is from RefSeq and is a predicted model, not a curated record. The transcript has 3 exons.
AUGCUUCAGGAAACAGAACUUGUGGGAAAUGCGGUGCAGAAGCAGGUGGAGAAGGAUUCUGCACUUCAAGCCACCGUGCGAACCUCAUCUGACCGAUUACCGAGUUCGCCGAGCAAAACCCCCUUGGAGCCAGGCUCUUUAGGAAGUUUCGCUCCCCAGGGCACGGCUACAGCGCAAGAUUAUUUUCCCGGUGCGAAGGGAAGGAGGUUACCGGCAGCCACAGGCGCUCACUUCAACUGCACCGAACGCGGCCGGUUUCAACGGCGGCUCGCGGGCGGGCCCGGGGUGCGCGCACGGCGACGGCAACAGCCGGCCCGCGGCUCCGGAGCCCCCGGCCGCAGUGCCCGGCUCCGCGGGGCCGUGCUGGCGGCCCGACACCGCACCGAGCUGCCGCGGCUCAGCCUCGCCCGCGGGACCCGGCCCGGCCGGCGCCCAGCAACACCCACCGGGCCCGGCGCUACCGGAGACCCCGGGGAGCUCCCAGCAACCCCCUGCGGCCCGGCAGCCGGGGGCCAGGCGGCGCGCUCGGCAGCGCGGCACCGGCGGGGCCCGGGUGGCACCGCGACACACGCCCCCCGCCUCCCGUCAGCGGCCGCGGUCGCUGCGGCGCUGUCCCAAAGCCGCCGCUGCCCUCACCUCUGCCCGCACCAGGUCCGGCGGGCGGCGCGGAGGGGCGCCGAGCCGGUGCGGGUGGGCGGCGGCCGGGAGCCGUCCCCUGCAGGCGCGGGCUCCGCUGCCCCGCGCGGCACGGGGCGCUCCCGCCGCUCCGCUCCCGCCGCUCCGCUCCCGCUGCUGCCACCGCGGCCCCGCCCGGUCGCUCCCUGA